Cydia strobilella is the source of this 2318-nucleotide messenger RNA. RefSeq lists its product as uncharacterized. NCBI's taxonomy places the organism in Eukaryota, Metazoa, Arthropoda, Insecta, Lepidoptera, Tortricidae. The transcript has 2 exons. The coding region runs from base 421 to 2247 and encodes 608 amino acids. The record is from RefSeq and is a predicted model, not a curated record.
UCGUUUCAAUUGUGGCGAGAGAACCCUUCGGCGCCGCUAAAUGUUUACCAACUUAAUACGGUAACUUUCGGUACUUCUUCUGGGGCCUUUUUAGCCAUCCGCUGUCUCAAUCAGCUGGCAAAGGAAUGUGCAGACGAAGCGGUCUCUCGUACUAUAUUGGAAGACUGUUACGUGGAUGACCUAAUUACAGGAAAUAAUGAUAAACACGCUUUAAUUGAUAUCUGUGAAAAGGUCACCGACGUACUGCAGUCAGGUUGUUUCCCACUCCGAAAAUGGGUGUUUAACUUUGACGUUUCGGAAUUUUCCUCGUCAAAAAUUACGUCACGCGAAUUAUGUUUAGGCGACAACUGUCAAAGUAAAACACUCGGCUUAGGAUGGACUAACAACACUGACGAAUUUUAUUACACGGCAAAAAUACAAAUGGAUAAUAAUAACGAACCGAUAACAAAACGCAAAAUAUUAUCUGUAAUUUCACAAAUGUAUGACCCUCUCGGGCUACUUUCGCCGGCCAUAAUUAUUGCCAAAAUGUUACUCCAAAAACUAUGGCUUUGCCGCUUAGAUUGGGACUCGGAAGUGCCUGAGGAUGUCGCAUCAGCCUGGCGUAGAUACAUACUCAUACAUACACAACACAUACAUAGCCUCCGCAUUCCUCGUUAUGUAAUGAAUGCGUCUGCGCAUUGCACACAGCUGCACUUUUUUUGUGAUGCUAGUCAAGCGGCCUAUGGAGCCUGUGCAUAUGUACGUACGCUUUCGGGAAAUAAUAAUGAGGUCAUAACAGUGCAUCUGUUGUGUUCGAAGAGUAAGGUCGCUCCCUUGAAAUCCGUCAGUAUCGCGAAACUUGAAUUAUUAGGCGCGCUGUUAGCUGCUAGGCUGUACUCGAAAGUAAUUAAAUCGCUUAAAGUGAAGUUCGAUUCUGUGUAUUUUUGGUGUGAUAGCACAAUUGUUCUUGGGUGGGUCCGAAUGUCACCCCACACGCUUAAAACUUUUGUUCAAAACAGAGUGUCGGAGAUAAACGAGUUAACCGGGAGCGCGCAGUGGUUACAUGUAAGUAGCAAAAAUAACGCAGCUGAUUUAGUUAGCCGCGGCCUUGAACUUGACGCGCUUAUUGAUAAUUCGUUCUGGUUCAAUGGACCGCCCUUUUUGCAUGAACCGGAAUCCGACUGGUUACCUAGUACUUUAUCUCGCACUUCGCAAAUAAUACCGGACGAUUUACCUGAAAUAAAAACAAAUACAAUUAGUAUGAUAAGCCAAAUUAACACCGAUGUAUUCGAAUUCGACAGGUUUUCGUCUUUUAACCGCUUACGGCGCGCGGGUGCUUAUGUUUUGCGAUUUAUAAACAACACACGCAUUACAAACAAAAUAAAUCGUAAAACUGGCCCGCUGACUGUUGACGAAUUGAAUGCAUCGAUGCAACAUCUGGCGCGUCUUUCGCAAAUGAAAUCUUUUCCUGUUGAGUAUGAUAAGAUGAUAAAUAACUUACCUGUUAAACACACGCGCGGUAUUAAUAAAUUAAAUGUCUUUUUAGACACAGAUAAACUAAUAAGGGUCGGUGGUCGUAUUAGUAAUGCGACUAGUUUUUCAUACGACAAAAAACAUCCGAUUUUGCUUUGUUCGAAACAUCGUUUCACACAGCUAUUGUUUCAAAGUGAGCACAUACGAUUACUGCAUGCGCCUCCUAGUCUCCUGCUUGCUACUAUCAAAGACUGCUGGUGGCCUCUCGGAGGCACUAAUUUAGCAAAGCGAGUGGUACGCACCUGUGUAACCUGCAUUCGCAUGAAGGCGAAGACGUUCGCGCCUAUUAUGGACCCAAACGACCUUUCCGCAUUAACCCCAGCUCAUUUCCUUAUUGGCCGACCGCUGACAGCGCCGCCCUGCAAGGACUUGACGGCAGAGACGGACCGGCUCCCACGCUACGAGAUGCUGGAGAAAAUGCGACAACACUUUUGGCAGCGAUGGUCGAAACAAUACAUUUCUGAGCUGCAGACCAGAACGAAAUGGCAGACGCACGGCCAGGAUAUCGUUCACAACUCCUUAGUUCUGGUCAAAGAAGAUAAUCUACCACCCCUCAAAUGGCGUUUGGGACGGGUGGUAGCUCUGUUCACAGGCCACGACAGAGUUUCCCGCGUCGCUGACGUAAAAACAGCGAGCGGGGUCAUACGCAGGGCUUUUACCAAGCUUUGCCCUCUCUUGAUGCCGCCAGAGAGUGAAGCUGCGCCAGCCCCAUCCACAUCACCACAAUCACUUUGAAAGCGGGUGCUUUCAAGGCCGGGGGCAUGUUCGCGGGCCUAACGCCACCUAGCGGGCUUCCCAAGAAGAGG